This is a messenger RNA of Paecilomyces variotii, 1283 nucleotides long. Its product is annotated as ribonuclease E inhibitor RraA/Dimethylmenaquinone methyltransferase. NCBI's taxonomy places the organism in Eukaryota, Fungi, Ascomycota, Eurotiomycetes, Eurotiales, Thermoascaceae. The record is from RefSeq and is a predicted model, not a curated record. The transcript has 5 exons. Bases 416 to 1141 code for a protein of 241 amino acids.
UUAGACGGCAUCGAUAGAUUUCAACUAAAUAAUCCUGCAACCAAGAAAAAGGAAAGAAUACUACAAUAGCUACUAUAAAAUCAUGUGUUCCACUCUACCAUAAGGCCAGUGUUUGUACGGCUAUCAGAAUCGACACACGCAGACUUCCUUACUUACCGAGACAAGCCGAGAACGGAGAACAAUCGGAAUGAUCUGCGGGCCACCCAAGACAUCAUCAUCGCAAACUAGACGAAGGUUAUGAUAUUCUCUUACCUCUCCAAAUAUCUAUUCGAGUUAACUAUCAGAUACACAUCAUUAAAAUUCUCCUCUUCGGGGUUGACACUGUAAACUAAAUCGCGUCCGUUUCUACGUCUAAUUACUCCCCGCAUUCGUUCCCAGCGAUACCUAAGUUACCCCGGAACACGCGCACCGCAAGAUGGCGACUACGUUGGAGCAGAAGCUCAAUGCACUGCAGGAGUUUUCUGCUUGUGAUGUAUCAGAUGCUCUUCUAAGACUACAGAAAGUCCCGAAGGGAACGACUCCCCAUGCAGGUUUUCUCAGCGAUAUAACCCCCUUCGCACCCUUCAUCGGCCGAAGGGAAGACCAACCCAAAAUCAUCGCCCCAGCAUCAACCUUCAAAUUCAUCCCCAAGGACGAAACCGUCCCUGACAUCCAACCCGUUGAGAAGCAUGGUUUCCCCCCAGGGAAGCACUGGGUCGAUUGGGCCCAGCCAGGCACUAUUGCCGUGCUGGAACAGCCGGCUGGACAGACUUGUGCUGUGUUGGGCGGGAUCAUGGCUUCUAGGAUGAAGUAUCUGGGCGUUAGGGGAGUUGUUGUUAAUGGGAGAGUGAGGGAUUUGGCGGAAUUGAAGAGUUCGGGACUUUCGGUCUACGCCCGCGCAACAUCCACCGUCGGUACCGGCGCGGCCGCGAAGCCCGGAGCCCGCGACGUUCCCGUCUCUUUCGGAGGAGUCACUGUCUCUCCUGGCGAUAUUAUCUUCUGUGACCCUCUCGAAGGCGUAGUUGCUAUCCCGCGCGACCUGCUCGAUGAUGUCUUGGAAUUGAUGCCGAAACUCGUCGCGCAGGAUGACAAGGUCAAGGAAGAUGUGGUCAAUGGAUCGGGCGUUGCUGAGGCGUUUAAGAAGCAUAGGAGUAAUUUGUGAUUUUGUUUGUUUGAUGUGUGGAUAUUUCUUUGGUUUACUGAAAUGACUUGUGCUGUGAGGAUUUGAUAUCUGCUUCGUUCAGUGUAAGUAGUUUGCUUUUGGGCUCUCCGCUUGAGUGAGGGUAAUGAGGAAGGAAUAGAUA